AUGCGUCUGCUCGCGCUCCACACUGCACUCGUCGUGCUCCUCUGCCACCUCUCUGCAGUCCGCAGCUGGGGACUCGCAGGCCACCAGAUCGUAGCCACCAUCGCACAGACGCAGCUCCACCCGCUCGUACGCCAGCACCUCUGCUCCAUCCUCCCCAACUUCACCCAGUACCCUUCCAUCUGGCCCUCCUCCCCGCAGGGGCGUCCCAACACGCACUGCCACCUCGCAGUGCUGGCGGGAUGGCCCGACAACGUGCGCUUCCGCCUCCCCUGGAGUUCCAAGCUGCACUAUGUCAACCCUACCGACGACCACCCGCCGCAGCACUGCACCUAUGGCGAGGCCGGCUGGACCUCGGACGACAACAUCCUUCACGCCAUGGUCAAUUACACUCAGCGCCUCACCACCGAGACCGGCUACGAGCGCGACCUCGCCCUCCGCUUCCUCGUCCACUUCUUCGGAGAUGCUCACCAGCCGCUCCAUCUCACCGGCCGCGCCAGGGGCGGCAACGACAUCUGGGUCCAUUUCGAGGGCAGAAAGAGCAAGCUCCACUCGGUCUGGGACGGCCUUCUCCUCAACAAGCAGGUUCGCCAACUGGCAAACUACACGUCCAGGCUCCCUUCGCCGCGCAUCGAGAGCGGCCUCCGCGGCGACGUCUACGACCCCUAUAUCCGCUGGAUCCUCAAGGAAGGUCUCGGGCAGCCCGCCAUCAAGGGCCAAGAGCCGCUCGGCUGGUUCACCAAUGAAGCGCCAGAGUGGCCCAGCUGCGGCACCGAAGCCGGCAGAGGCCUCGUCGUCCAGCAGACCGGCCAAUCGGUCUUCAACGACCAGGACCCAUCGGCCGUCGAUGACACCGACCUGCCCAUCUGCCCCUACUACUGGACCAAGCCGAUGCACCCGCUCGUGUGCGAGUACGCAUUUGCCCACCCGGUGCCAGAGUGGGAACCGCCGUCUGACGAUCUCGAAGGCGGCGUGCCGGAGCAUCCGCCGUCGCCGCCUCCGCCGCGCCUACCGCUGCCUGAGCUCGACACGCCCGAGUACCUGGGGCGCAUCGACGCUGACAAGGUCAUCCAGCGCCAGCUGGCAAAGGCCGGCGUGAGGCUCGCUGCCGUGCUCAACACGCUCCUCCUCGACGAGGCGACUCGAGCUGUUGGAGGCAUCAUGCCGGUCGACUGGCUUGACGAGGGCCGCUCGUGA
This is a messenger RNA of Pseudozyma flocculosa PF-1, 1194 nucleotides long. RefSeq lists its product as uncharacterized. The record is from RefSeq and is a predicted model, not a curated record. Gene Ontology annotation, biological process: DNA catabolic process. NCBI's taxonomy places the organism in Eukaryota, Fungi, Basidiomycota, Ustilaginomycetes, Ustilaginales, Ustilaginaceae. Gene Ontology annotation, molecular function: endonuclease activity; nucleic acid binding. The transcript has a single exon. Bases 1 to 1194 code for a protein of 397 amino acids.